This is a messenger RNA of Striga hermonthica, 1122 nucleotides long. The record is from the annotation of a GenBank genome assembly. Lineage: Eukaryota; Viridiplantae; Streptophyta; Magnoliopsida; Lamiales; Orobanchaceae.
AUGGAUACUUUAACACUCUCUUACGUCGAAUGCGACGAGUAUCAACUGGAGACAUGGAUUAAGACCGCCAUCGAGCAUGGAAUCCGGAAUCUUUAUGUUGAACUUGCCUUAGAUACAUUCCCUCGAUCCCUCUUCAACUGCAAAACCAUGGUAGACUUGAAGCUUGAUAUAUAUAUUGGUAGAGUGUUACUCUCUGCUAUGGACAAUGUCUCUCUGCCUAGCCUCAAGAAGCUUCAUGUUUCUAAUCUUGUGUGUGAGAAUGAUGAUGCGCUUCCUCACUUUCUUUCUGGUUGUCCGUCGCUCGAGGAGUUGAUUAUGGAAUUCAAUUAUGUGAACAAAGAUAUUUAUGUGGCCUGCAUAAACAUAUCAUCACCCACAAUAAAGAUGCUUAAGAUCAUUCCUGUUUCUUAUCCUACCAAAUGUAGGAUAAUAAUAAAUUCCCCGGCCCUUAGGUAUCUCGAAGUGUAUGGCUAUGACUUGGAGCGUGUAACAAUUCCUAUAACCAUGAUCUCCUUAGUUGAGGCGGAUAUCAGCUUACAAUAUUUACGCUUCUCAAAUCUCAAAAAGAAUUGCAAUUCCACGGUGGUGAAGUUUCUUCAUUCUCUGUCUUAUGUAAAGUGCCUAAAGCUAUCAGGUCGGGAAUUUGAGGAGCUUGUUCGUAGAGGACUUGCUUGUUCAGAUGUAAAGUUUGAUAAUUUAACCAAACUUGAACUCCGAUUGGACUUUGAAUGGAGUUUGCUUGUAAAGUUCCUUGAAGUUGCUGAUAAUCUUCAAGUCCUUAUUUGUCAGGAGGUUUAUUUUGAAGAGGGGUGUUCGUGUCCAGAGUCCGAACAAGUGCCUAAAUGCCUAUUAUCAUGUCUAAGAACAAUAACAAUUAAGUCCAUGCGGUUCAAUGAGCAUGAAUUUGACAUGGUAAAAUAUCUUUUGAGGAAUUCUCGAGUAUUGGAGAGGAUGGAAAUAUUUACCUCGCGUUCUGGGUACAUUGAUUUGAAGACGAAAUUCGAAGCGCUUAAGAGAAUUUCAUUGUUUGAGCGAGGAUCCAACGCAUGUCAGCUUGCCUUCAAUGAGAGUGAUUUGUUGAGUAAUUGUGUUCACCAGCUUGUGUUAGCCUGUUUGGCUUGA